ACUUCCCACCUCUCCGGUCACCAAGAUGCACCGUGCACACAUCCUCGCUCGCGACGACGACGAUGUCAACUGCGGCUCGGGCGGCGGCGACACCAGGUUCACAGGCCUCCGCAUUGCCUCCAUCUUCGUCAUCCUCGCGACCUCCCUCUUCGGUGCCCUCUUCCCCGUGCUCGCCCGGCGGACAAAAUGGCUGAGUGCCCACAUUCCCACUCGCGUCUUCGACACGGCGAAGUACUUUGGUAGCGGUGUCAUCAUCGCAACCGCCCUCAUCCACCUGCUCGAUCCUGCCAUCGACGAGCUCUCUUCCCCGUGCUUGGAUCCGGCAUGGCAGAACUACCCCUACGCACUCGGCAUCUGCCUGCUCAGCAUCUUCAUGAUCUUCAUCGUCGAGCUCGUCGCCUUCCGCUGGGGCACCGCCGUGCUCGCCCGCCACGGCUUCGCGCACGACGCGCACGGGCACGGGCUCGCCUCGCACGCCGCCCACGGCCCGGAGACCGACCGCAUGACCCAGGCCGCGAUCGCGAAGCAGCAGGGCUCCGACGGCUCGCUCACGCGCGAGAAGAGCGCGGAUAUUGAGAGCCAGCACUCUGCCGAGCACACGCACGACAACCCGACGUACCCACAGGCACACUCGGACGUGCAGAAGCACAGCGGGCACCACACUCACGGGUCCCCAGACGCGCUCGGUGACUCGCCGUCGGCGCAGAUCAUCGGCAUCGCGGUGCUCGAGUUCGGUGUGCUCCUGCACAGCGUGCUCAUCGGCCUCACGCUCGCGGUCAACGACGAGUUCAAAAUCCUCUUCAUCGUCCUCGUCUUCCACCAAAUGUUCGAGGGGCUCGGUGUGGGCUCGCGGUUGGCGUACAUCCGUCUGCCACCAAAGUACAACUACGUCGCCAUCCUCGGCGGCCUGCUGUUCGGGAUCACCACGCCCAUCGGGAUCGCCGUCGGGCUCGGCGUGCGCGCGACGUAUAACCCGGACAGCACGACGGCGAGCAUCGUCAGCGGCAUCCUCGACGCGUUCAGCAGCGGCAUCCUGCUUUACACGGGACUUGUCGAGCUGAUGGCGCACGAGUUCCUGUUCAACAAGGACAUGCUGAACGGCUCGAACGCGAAGCUGGCGUACGCGCUGUGCUGCAUGAUCGCCGGCGCGGGCCUGAUGGCGCUGCUCGGGCGCUGGGCGUGAGCCUUGCGCUGAUCAGCCCUGCGAUCGGUCUUCGAUCCGAGCGGCCGCCGAUCUUUGUCGUUUCGUCGUUUCGGAUACCCACUGCUACCCCAUUGCCACAUCUUGCGCAUGCUAGGACUCCGUCGUUGUUCAUCCAACAUCUUGUGACCACGUCUUGCUUUUACGACGCUUACGCACAUGCUAUCAUUAUUCCCACCGCCGAUCUCGCCCAGUGACUCACAGUGCAGUAUCUCUCCGCUGGGACGCUUCGCACCACCAUAGUACAUAGACUCCGCGUGUAAUGUCGUGUUGUCCGGGGGCGUGUACGAUUCCCACCCUAGGUACGAAUAGAGAAGAAGCCCGAAUCUUG
Molecule: messenger RNA, 1532 nt
Organism: Trametes versicolor FP-101664 SS1
Lineage: Eukaryota; Fungi; Basidiomycota; Agaricomycetes; Polyporales; Polyporaceae
Product: ZIP zinc/iron transport family
Exons: 5
Coding region: 26-1183 (385 amino acids)
Biological process (GO): zinc ion transmembrane transport
Cellular component (GO): plasma membrane
Molecular function (GO): zinc ion transmembrane transporter activity
Source: RefSeq, a predicted model, not a curated record